AUGGAGUUCGUGACCAACGAACUAUCAGAUAUCCCCGAAAUUGCGACCAUAUACAAAUCCUACCCUCGCAAUGUGCUCCGAGCAGACCUCCUCAGAUACCUCCUUCUCUGGUACUUUGGAGGCUUCUACGCUGACAUCGAUGUCUUCCCCGCUCGGACGAUCAACACCUGUCCAGCGCUAGAGCCCUUCUUUACACCCGCCGACGAAUCCACAGAAAGCACUGAUACCGAUGUAUCGCUCGUUAUUGGAAUUGAAGUCGACGAGCCAUACGCUUCGCAACAAUUCAUGCGCGACUGGCACUGGACAAGGAGUUACGGACUCAUCCAGUAUACCAUGUAUGCACCGCGACGUUUCAGUCCGCUUCUCCGCGAAACUAUCGUGCGGGUCUUGUCACAUACCAGACAAUACAACAGUCAACAUAGCAGCUUCCUCCCCAGUCUGACGUAUGAUGAAAAGACUAUAUUAGGAGUUACGGGACCUGAUGUGUUUACGGAUGCUAUUCUUGACACACUUUCCUCUUCGCUGCCUUCGACACAUCCGCUCGUUCAGCAAUCUGUCGACGCAGAUGAGGAUAUAGGGGACCUUCUCUCUCCAGAACUUGGGGACUUGAAGGAACGGGUAACGUGGGCUCCGUUUCAUAGACUCCGUGACCCUGUCUGCGUUCAGGCUGAUGAAGCUGUCGCGGAUAAGUCUAUGGGCGGACUAUGCGUAUUGCCAAUCAGUGUUUGGGGGAAUGGACAGAGACAUAGUCAGGCGGGAGGAUUUAAUCAUCCCGACGCAUGUGUCAAUCAUCGGUUUGGGCGGACGUGGAAGAAGGGGUGGUGGGAGUAUAUAUUUGGGUGA
Penicillium verrucosum is the source of this 843-nucleotide messenger RNA. RefSeq lists its product as uncharacterized. The transcript has a single exon. Bases 1 to 843 code for a protein of 280 amino acids. Gene Ontology annotation, cellular component: mannan polymerase complex. The record is from RefSeq and is a predicted model, not a curated record. Gene Ontology annotation, biological process: protein N-linked glycosylation. Lineage: Eukaryota; Fungi; Ascomycota; Eurotiomycetes; Eurotiales; Aspergillaceae. Gene Ontology annotation, molecular function: alpha-1,6-mannosyltransferase activity.